GAUUCGCCCAUAAAAUUCAAUUAAUAAAAGAGAGAGAGUCUAAGCCCAUCUUUAACAGACAAAAAAGCAAAUGCAGAAACUUCACAGGUUUUUAAAUCGCGGUUAAGUGUUUUCAAAGGUCAUAAAAUAAACCCUAACAAAAAAUUUUGUUUUUAUUUUAGCCUGGACAAAACGCCAUUGCCAAAUGGUCGGAAAUCUUCAUUAGGCCGCUGAUCGCUGUUGUCCGCAUGAAGUAAUCUGUUCUCAUACUCAAAUUGUUCAGCUAAAAAUGGACUCAGAUAAUGAAGAAACCGUCAAGGACCGUGCUGAAAACUUGCAGAAACUCGUAAGAGGCCCUCUCGCUUCAUCUGUUGAAAAGCUCAGCAAUUCUCUCCGAAAUAUACCGCUCGGAACAGAUUUCCACUUCUACAACAAUUUUCCUGACUUCAAACACCCAGUCGAAGAUCUCAAAAACCGCUCGGAAUGCCUUCUGAAUGAAAUCGGAACAUCCCCUUCGCUCUGCAAGCGGGUAGCUGGCAUUCCGGUGGAUCCAGACGAUGCCCAAGAAUGGAUUGUUGAUGUCCAGGACGAUAUCCUUGAGCGCGUGGACGUUUCAAUGGACGAAUUCAAGAAGUUAGGGAAAGGCGGCAAACCAGGCAGUUUGGAUGACCUGGAGAGCGGUUUUCGGUUGGUUUAUGGCAAGAAAAAGAGGGACGGGAAUAACAGGAGGGAGGUUGGGGUUUCGAAGACAGCGGUUUCUAGGGUGGAAGGUGGCUCUUCUGGCGUGAAGGUGGUUUCAAGGGACAAAAAAACUGCCGGCGGGCGCAGCCGUGUGCCAUUUCAUUUGCCAAACAUUAGUCGACCGCAGGAUAGGUAUAAAAUUUUUGUGGAUAACAAAAAUACGCCGUAUAAGCACCACGGGUUGCAAACCACUGAAGAUGGAAGCAAAUAUAUUCAUCCUUUAGAGGUGGAGCUAAAUAAAUUAGAAUUUUCAGACAUUCAGACUGAAGCACCUCUUCCUCUUAAGCCUUACCCAUUGGAGAGCACACCAUUUAAACUUGUGGAGAAAGUUCAAGAUUUGAAAGAAAUGGCCAUCAAAUUGCAAGCUGCAAGUGAGAUAGCUGUUGAUUUGGAGCACAAUCAGUAUAGAUCCUUUCAGGGUUUAACUUGUUUAAUGCAAAUUUCUACAAGAUCAGAGGACUUUGUUGUGGAUACCUUGAUACUGCGCUAUCACAUUGGUCCUUGUUUGAAAGACAUAUUUUCAAGCCCUUUUAUUAAAAAGGUGAUGCAUGGAGCAGAUAGAGACAUAUUAUGGCUGCAACGUGAUUUUGGCAUUUUUAUUUGCAAUCUAUUUGACACGGGCCAGGCAUCAAGAGUUUUGGAAUUGGAGAGAAAUAGCCUCGAGUUUCUACUGAAGCACUACUGUGGGAUUACUGCUGACAAGGAAUAUCAGACUGCUGAUUGGCGUUUGCGGCCACUUCCUCCAGAAAUGUUAAAAUAUGCGAGAGAAGAUACCCAUUAUCUUUUGUACAUCCAUGAUGUAAUGCGGCAGGAGCUAGCAUCUCUUCCAUUUGAGAGUGAAGAGGGUCCACUACUGGAGGUUUAUAGACGCAGUCGGGACAUAUGCUUACAACUGUAUGAAAAAGAACUUCUGACAGAAACAUCAUAUUUACAUGUUUACGGAUUACAAGAAGAAAAUUUCAGUCAGGAGCAGCUUGCUGUUGUUGCAGGGCUCUAUGAAUGGAGGGAUGGAAUAGGUCGCAUGGAGGAUGAGAGUACUGGCUAUAUAUUACCAAACAAAGUGCUAUUGCAAAUUGCUAAGAGGAUGCCUACAAAAUUAGAUGAAUUGCGGUCAUUUGUCAAAGGCAGACACCCAUUUGUUGAACGUAAUCUUGCUGCUGUACUCGGUGUUAUUAAAAUGGCCAAGUUAAAAGGAACAGAGGUUAUGGAUAUUGCAUCAAAACCACCACUCCAAGCUCUUGUGGAAAAAACAGAUGGAGAGACAGCACAAGUUGAUAAUCAGCCUUUAAGUGUAUCUGCUGAUACAACUGCAGAAAACAUUGUGUCAUAUUCUCAAACCCAUGAUGAUAAUGUUUUAUCGAGUGACAGGCUGGACAUUGAAAUUACAUCUGUCUCUGAGAAUUCAGGUGAUAUUAAAAUGAUAGAUGACAAAAAUUCCUUUUCCAAGGAAGCUAAUAGAAGAGAAAUUAAUUAUAGUGAGAAAGUAGCAAGUCAUAACGAAAGAAAGUCUUCUGCUGUAGUGGGCCGUGCUUCUGCUCCAUUGCUUUUUGGCAAAAAAGGGGAUGUUGUGAAGGGAAGCCAGCCAAUUUUUAAUGAUGUUAAAAGGAAUCUGGAUUGCCAAUCUCCGUCAAAGAAAUUGCUUUCCCUGCAGUCUCCAGGAUGUGUUUCUCCCGAGAGAUCUGAAGAACAAAACUUUGUCAACAAAUUUCACAGUGUGAUACAAGAAAAUUUUCAGUCAAUUAGACCUGUGGAUUGUUCUAAUUCCGGGAAUUUUAUCCCAAAUGAGAGCAGCACAUCUGUUCAGGAUGGAGCUACGGUGGAUAGAAACUUAAUUGUGUCAGAAGCAAGGGAGCCAUUGGUCCAAGCACAAAAGAGACCGGGACGGGGUUUGGCAGCUAUGCUGGGAUCUUCAAAGUCAAAACAGAAGAGUCAAACGAUUUCUAAAAUGCAUGAUACUGAGCAGGAUAAUGUAAGAAACAAAGUGGAGCACAUCAAGGCAUCAAUAACUCUUCCCUUCAGGCCUUUUCUCGGAACUUGUGAAAUAGCUUCAAUUCAACAUUCACCCAAAAUCAAAGAAAACUCCAGCAAUCAAGAUGUCACUAAUCAAUCUUCACAAGUUGAGGACAAGGAUGGUGAUGUUUUAUGCACUACUACAGAAAAUCCAAUAGCUGAAAUUGAGAAUGCAGUUUCAGUACUGAAGACAGCUGGAAAUGUGGACAGUGAUGAAGGAAAGAAAUAUAGACCAUCGGAGCCUAUACAAGUUGAGGACAAGGCCAGUGAGGUUUUGUGCACCAAAACAAAAGAUCCAAAAGCUGAAAUUGAGAAUGCAGUGUCAGCACUGAAGAAGUCGCCUGGAAUUGUGCACGGUAAGGAAGGAAAGAAAUAUAGAGCAUGGUGGCCUGAAGUGCAAUUUGAGGGGGUUGAAAAGUUAUCUGUUUCUACUACAGAAACAAAUGAAAGGAAGUUACCUCUUUCAUUGUCUGAAUUACGCCAAAGACAGAAAUAUAAAUAUCAAUCUAGUUGCCAAUUACUACAGAGUGCUCGUUGUGAAGCUCGUGUAAAUGUAAAUGAUUUCCAAAGUGGAAAAAAGAGAAAAAACCAUUCCCCAGAACCUUAUAAUGCGAGCAAGGUUUCUUCCAAAAUUCCACAAACUGAAAGCCAGUUCAAGCCUUUUGAUUAUGCAGCAGCUAGACGAUCUAUGCAUUUUGAAGCAACAAAUGUAAAAGGAAAUACGGACAAGAAAUUUUCGGGCAAAAGUGGAAAAGGGUUCAUCUAUGAUCCUAUCAGCAGUGUUGCAAGAGAAUCUAGUGCAGAUGAUAUUCAACCAGGCAAAAGGAGACAAGUCUUCCCAGCUUCGGGAAACCGUAGUGCUACUUUUAGGUAACUGGCAGAUAAUUGGUUGCUAACCAUUCUCCAACUGUCAAGAGGAAAAUGAAUUAUUUUUUUCAUUAUUUUGGUGUUUAUGUGCCCCACAAAAUAAAUUCUAUCUGAGCAAUCCCACCUUGCACAUGGAAUCAUUAAAUUCAUAGGCAUUUUAAUAUUGUGUUUUCAUAGAA
Molecule: messenger RNA, 3776 nt
Organism: Cryptomeria japonica (Japanese cedar)
Lineage: Eukaryota; Viridiplantae; Streptophyta; Pinopsida; Cupressales; Cupressaceae
Product: protein RRP6-like 2
Exons: 12
Coding region: 269-3604 (1111 amino acids)
Biological process (GO): TRAMP-dependent tRNA surveillance pathway; nuclear polyadenylation-dependent rRNA catabolic process; histone mRNA catabolic process
Cellular component (GO): nucleolus; nuclear exosome (RNase complex)
Molecular function (GO): 3'-5'-RNA exonuclease activity; nucleotide binding; nucleic acid binding
Source: RefSeq, a predicted model, not a curated record